AUUUUUUUUUCAUUUUUGAUUUAUUCGCAAGGAACUUGUAUUUUUAAAACUUAUAGAACAGUUAACCAAGCUGUACCACCGUGUGAAGUUUGCAAAGACCGAUCAUCUGGUUUUCAUUAUGGUGUGAAUGCUUGUGAAGGUUGCAAGGGCUUUUAUCGUCGUUCAAUACAACAACGUCUUGACUAUCGGCCUUGUGCAAAAAAUGGGCAAUGUGAUAUUUCUCGUAAUAAUCGGAAUCGAUGUCAAUACUGCAGGCUAAAGAAGUGUAUAGAGGUCGGUAUGUCGCGUGACGGUUCGUACUUGCUUUUUUUUUAUUAA
This is a messenger RNA of Dracunculus medinensis (Guinea worm), 318 nucleotides long. The record is from the annotation of a GenBank genome assembly. NCBI's taxonomy places the organism in Eukaryota, Metazoa, Nematoda, Chromadorea, Rhabditida, Dracunculidae.